GAAGCAUUUCUGUCUAUUCUCCUUCAACACAGUUGCUUUCAACUUUGCCAGCUCUCUGCCUGGAGUCCAACCAUGGAUCUUGUGUUCCUGAUUAUCAAUGGCAUGGGGAUGAUUUUGGACCUGCUGGUCAUCUUGCUGGACAUCAACUUCUUCCUGGUUUCCACGUUGGUGUCUGUCCUACUCUGGCUUAUCGCCUUUGUUUACAACUUGCCCAAUGCCUUGGUGGGCUGCCUGAUCCACUGCUGGAAUGGGAUUGUGUUGUUCUUGCUGUGUGUUGCCGAGGCGUUGUAUUACCUGACUCUGGGCUCUAUCCAUGGCAUCUUCAACUUGCUGCGUGGUUUGUGCUCCAGCAUGGAAAGUUUGAAAGUGGUGGGGCACCUGUUCACCCACCUGAUGCUAAGAAGCAAAGAAAUGAUGCACCGAGGUCUAUGGAACCUGGUUGGAUCUGGUCAGUCGAUUCUGAGGCAGGUGUGCGAAGUGUGUGCCAUCGUCAUGAGCCUUGUGGCUUACUUUAUCAACAGCCUCAUCAACAUCUGCCUCAUUGGGACCCAGAACCUUUUCUCCCUGGGGCUGAUCCUGUGGGAGACGAUUGUCAGCCCCUUUCUGAGUGUCACAGACAUCUUUGCUGCCUUUCUUGCACGUUUGUCCAGCAGUGCCAUCGCUAUGUCCAUCCUCCUGUGGUCUCCUUGCCAGCUGGCAUUUGAACUUCUCACCUCCAUGAGCAAACUGUUGAUUAAUGUCUUCUUCCUCAACCUUUAUGGCUUGGUGUUGCUGUCGGGGCUGGUCGCUGCCUGCACCUUCACCCUCAAUCCUCAGCUGACGUGGACACUGUUGGGCCAGGUGACCGGCUACUUGAACGCUAUGCCUUCUUACCACCGAGUGCGCAGGGACUUGUGCCGCCUCUACCAAGUUGUACUCAUGUCACUGGACAUGAUCUUGAGCUCGCAGGCUUGGCGCAGGUUGGCAGAUCGGGGUCUCCAGAUGGUCAACUGGAACAGAGGGGGCAGGGGAGCACACCAUCGUGAGGAUCAGCAGCAAGAAUGGCUACCAUUCUUGGCCUAUAUUCUAAGACUGCCUUCUCUUGGGGUACCUUAUCCAAGACGUCAAUGGUUAUCUGCAGCCACUCAGCAGGCAACAGUUCCUGCGCGCCAAGCGCAACAGUUAGCAGCCGGAAGCAGCAGAAACCAGCAUGGAAGAGACAUUGCUCCGGGAUCAGGUGCACAACAGACUGUGCCGGCUAGGCAGCAGCCCCAGCCUCAGAGCAGAGGUCCAAGCACUUCACACGCCAGACCUACGACAAAAGAGCAGCUGAAUGCUCUAGAAGAGGACAGCGACCCGUGGCUUCUUCUGAAAGAGCAAGAAGAACGGAAGAAGUGCGUUAUUUGCCAGGACCAAACAAAGACGGUCUUGCUGCUUCCCUGCCGCCACCUUUGCCUCUGUGAGGAAUGUACUGAAAUCUUGCUGCAGCAGGCCUCAUACCAGCGCAAUUGCCCGCUCUGCCGGCAGAUGAUCCUGCAGACGCUCAAUGUCUACCUGUGAGCGCCGCUGGGGAUGACUAUUAUCUACAUUCCGCCAGACUUUUCAGGCGCACGGAGUUGUGCGUCUCACCUUUGUACUCGCUGCUUUCUACACUGGCUGGUGGAGAACAGCUCCCUGCUGAUCCUGAGCGGCAGCGUUUUUAUUCCCAAAGAGCCUGUAUAAUCAUUGGGACAUGGAGAAUGCUCCAACCGUUUUCUCCAUGUUCUCGUUUUCCUUUGCUUGUUGCUGCCGUCAGGAAGCACACUAGCUGGUUCCAGUAAUCAUCCAAAUCGCCACCGUUGUGAGGUGUGGCGAGUUUGGAGCCAUCAAGCUGAACAUUUAGGCUUAAAAGGCCCCCCCAGAGAACUGACAAAAAGCACUUGUGUAGAUUCACCUAGUAAGCAACAAGCUGUUACAGAUCAGCUGCCGACAGUGUAGGUAUUUUGGGCUCUCCUAACUAGAGCAAAGUUGUCUCCACCAGACUUGCAAAAAAAAAAUAUGUCAGGAUAAUUCUUCCACAGGGGAAGAUGUUCUUUUGGCCAUGCUGAAGGUGACCAUGCACUGUAGAACGCCUCGUUUCAAGAAAGGUAGCUGGCUGGGGCCAGUGUGCAUCUUCAGAUACGCAGUUUUUAAGCUGUUCAGCUGAAUAGCUUUUUCAGAGUUGUCGUGUCCAUUUGUUUGGGGCAGCUUCGAGAUCCGCAAGGAAGGCAAAACCGGUCACCAAAGUGCAACUGUGGAAUAAACACGCAACUCCCUGACUCAUGUAAUGGGGACUUAGGUCAGGCUCCUGUUGCAUCCACUGGCAUGUAACUUCCACAGGUCACUAUGCAAAACUAUGACAUUCCAGUGUUGUUGCACAA
Heteronotia binoei (common prickly gecko) is the source of this 2378-nucleotide messenger RNA. RefSeq names its product ring finger protein 26 (gene RNF26). Gene Ontology annotation, biological process: protein ubiquitination; ubiquitin-dependent protein catabolic process. Bases 73 to 1539 code for a protein of 488 amino acids. NCBI's taxonomy places the organism in Eukaryota, Metazoa, Chordata, Lepidosauria, Squamata, Gekkonidae. The record is from RefSeq and is a predicted model, not a curated record. The transcript has a single exon. Gene Ontology annotation, molecular function: ubiquitin protein ligase activity.